CAUUCUUCAGUGUGAAAAUGUGCGGCAAUCCGAACACGCGUCUGCUCUCUCGGCUCAUCAUUGAUUUCCUCAUCCUGCUGGGGGUCUAUGGCGCGGCCCUGGUGGUCCUGCCGCAGCAACUGGCCACCGCCCAGCGAGGCUUCCACUGCAGCGACACCAGCCUCCGCUAUCCCUAUCGCCAGCCUUGGCUGACCAAAGUCCACCUCACGAUCGCCGUCGUGGCCCUGCCCGCCGCUUUUGUGCUCGUCGUGGAGAUGUUGCGGGCCGCCUUCGUGCCAAGUGCGGUGGAGCUGAAGCAGCGGUUCGUCUUCGUUGGCGCCCGGAUCCCGAGCUUCAUCAGCGAGUGCUACAAGAUCAUCGGGGUGUAUCUGUUUGGCCUUGGAUUGACUCUGCUGGUCAUCCGGCUGACCAAGUACUCGGCGGGACGCCUUCGUCCGUACUUCUUCGACGUGUGCCAGCCCGCCUGGGGCGAGGAGGGAUCUGAGAACUGUGCCGAUCCGUCUCUGCCCGAAAAUUACACCUCCCAGUACAUUAGGGACUUUAGCUGCACAGAGUUUGCCGCCUCGCAGGAUCUUCUCGCCCUGGUACGCCACUCCUUUCCCAGUGGGUUUGUCACCUCCACCUGGUAUGCCAUGGGAUUUCUGGUCUUCUAUGCCCAGGCAAGGCUCUUCGCUCCCUGGCUGAGACUGCUCCGCUCUACGCUCCAGCUGGCCUGUGCAUCGGUAGCCCUCGUCGUGUGCUGGGAGCGCAUCUCCACCUAUCAGAACCAUGUGGCGGAUGUGGCGGCUGGUGCCGCCUUCGGUGGUCUGCUGGCCUUCUACGUGACUGUAUUUGUUGCCCACCUGUUCGAGGAGGUGCGCGUGAAGCGGCGCCAGUGGCCCAGGAACGAGCAGAUCUACGGCUAUGCGGGGUACUACAAUCGACCCACUUAUGGAUACUGAUAAGCAUAGAUAAUAACACAUAGAUGGGGAAUAAAAUACAACGAAAUUAAUUUAUU
Molecule: messenger RNA, 997 nt
Organism: Drosophila subobscura
Lineage: Eukaryota; Metazoa; Arthropoda; Insecta; Diptera; Drosophilidae
Product: putative phosphatidate phosphatase
Exons: 1
Coding region: 18-941 (307 amino acids)
Biological process (GO): phospholipid dephosphorylation; phospholipid metabolic process; signal transduction
Molecular function (GO): phosphatidate phosphatase activity
Source: RefSeq, a predicted model, not a curated record